Molecule: messenger RNA, 2181 nt
Organism: Lacerta agilis (Sand lizard)
Lineage: Eukaryota; Metazoa; Chordata; Lepidosauria; Squamata; Lacertidae
Gene: ARHGDIA
Product: Rho GDP dissociation inhibitor alpha
Exons: 6
Coding region: 140-754 (204 amino acids)
Biological process (GO): Rho protein signal transduction
Cellular component (GO): cytoplasm; cytosol; membrane
Molecular function (GO): protein binding; Rho GDP-dissociation inhibitor activity
Source: RefSeq, a predicted model, not a curated record
CGCCAAGGGAGCAUCGCGGAAGUGUGGGGGCGGGUGCGCGCGCGCGGGGUGGAUCUGGGCGGUGGCGGGCGGCGUUUGUCACCGGUGGCGGCAGAAAUAGCAGGAGCAGCGGCACCGGCGCAAGGUCAUAGUUGCAGAGAUGGCUGAACAAGAGCCUACCCCCGAACAGCUGGCCCAGAUUGCAGCUGAAAAUGAGGAGGACGAGCACUCUGUCAACUACAAGCCCCCUGCCCAGAAGAGCAUCCAGGAGAUUCAGGAACUGGACAAGGAUGAUGAGAGUUUACGCAAGUACAAGGAGGCCCUGUUGGGAAAUAUUGCCAUCGCUGUUGAUCCCAGCACUCCAAACGUGGUGGUAACAAAACUGACUUUGGUCUGCGCUACUGCUCCUGGACCCUUGGAGUUGGACCUCACAGGUGACCUGGAGAGUUUCAAGAAGCAGUGCUUUGUCCUGAAGGAAGGUGUUGAAUACCAGCUAAAAAUCUCCUUUCGGGUGCACAAAGAGAUUGUUUCGGGGUUGAAGUAUAUUCAGCACACAUUCAGGAAAGGAGUAAAAAUUGACAAGACUGACUACAUGGUUGGGAGCUAUGGGCCACGUGCUGAGGACUACGAGUUCUUGACCCCCAUGGAGGAAGCCCCCAAGGGCAUGCUGGCUCGGGGCAGCUACAACAUCCGAUCCAAAUUUACAGACGAUGACAAGACAGACCACCUUUCCUGGGAGUGGAACCUGAACAUCAAGAAGGAGUGGAAGGAUUAGCCCUUCCCUAGCCAAAUCCUGAGAGUUGCUCAGACAGCGGCUACAGUAGAAACCCCCCGCCCCCACCCUGUACCAAAGUGCUGGCAUUGGAUACCCUCCCUUCCCUUUCCCAUUCUUAAGCUCAUCAGGAAGACCUUUUGGCUCAAUGCCCCACAUAUUUCCUCCCAAGAAUCACUGAAAGAAAUUGACCAAACCUGCACUGUCUGGCCCAAGCGCAGAGGUGGAAGUGCUCCCUCUCCUUUCUCUGGCCUCCCGAUUAUGAGGUCUGCUGCUUCUGACCCACUUUGAAUACAUUUCAGGCAGGUGCUGAAGGGGAAGCAACAUUCCUGCCUGCAGGGGAGAGGAUUCGGAGGCACUCCUGUCUCUGGGUGAUGGGCAAGGUGCUGAGGAAUCGAUUCCAUGCAGAGCUGGGAACUGCCUGCUGACCCCCCCCUCCCAAUUGUUUCCAGGCUCAAUCAUGUUCAUGGCCUGCCCCUUCUCCUCCAGAGGCGUGGGUUGGCUUUCCAUUUGUGAUGGUUUCCUGUAACCAUGAUGCCUUAAUGUGUGUAACAUACAUCCUCCAGGGAGGGCUCCCCCCCCAACCUUGUUACACGUUUUUAUAUGUGCUCCUGUCCUGUCCCCCACACAUACCCCUCCCUCCCUCCUGAUUUUACAUCUUCCGGCCAGACCAUCCCCCUGCUGAGGCUGAUGUCUCCGAGGGCUUAAGCUGCUACCCUUACAGGCUCCCUGUGGCCAGAGAAGCGCUUGCUUCCAGCUAGGGAGGUGGGGCCUGUUGGUGGGCGUGGAAGUUACACGAGUGCCACUGUCAUCUCCAUGUUAGUUCUGUCACACCUAAACUGGCUGCAAAGCACUGAAGUCCCAGGGCGGUCCCUGGGUUUUCAGGGCUGGAAGAAGGAUUGGCCCAGCUCAGCUGCUCCUCACCUGAUCCGAACAAAAGAGCUUGCUAUGGACAAAUAUUCGAGAGCAGUGAAUGCCUUAUGUAUCUGUUCUGCCUUUGAAAUCAUGUGCCUGGCCUGUCAGUAUUUAUUAUUGCCUUGAUUAGAUGCUUCUCCUUCAUGAUGCCCGGACAGCCCUGCCACCCCCAGUAGAAACCCCACUGACGUUUGAAGGAGGAGGCUUCGCAGGGCCUGCUCUCUGUCAGGUGGGCACGUUCCAGCUCAGCAGCCCAACUCAGCGGGGCUAUUGCGAGUCCCAAACUUGUGUUAGAACUGGGACCAAGCGUGUGAGUGUGCGGUUCUCUUUCAUAGCUACGUCUCUGCCCCCGGCUCCUCUUCCCCACUCCGUCCCUUGCAGGAUUUUUUUUUUUGUUUUUUUUGUUAAAUUGAUUUGAUGCGUUUUUGUCUGAAAAUAUAAAGAUCUGGAUUAACAGAUUUGGAAUCAUCAGCUUCCCCUUUUCUGACGGUAAAAUAAAAUCUUGAAACUGACAA